AUGAACAGUCAUAAGCAAUAUACAUCUGGACUGCAAGUAGUCGCUGUAAUCACUGCAGUCAGUGGAUGGCUGCUCCCAGAAUGCAGGGCCUCGAUCGAAAACCCUGGCCUGCUGCCAACCCCUCCCAUGGGUUUCAAUGGCUGGUCACGCUUCCAAUGUAACAUCAACGAGACCAUAUUUACACAAACUGCUGAUGCCAUGAUAUCUACGGGACUGCAAGCUGCGGGUUAUAACCGUAUCAACCUCGACGAUUGCUGGAUGGCAGAUUCCCGCACCGACCAAAACACUUUGACGUGGAAUACAACCACAUUCCCUCAUGGCCUACCUUGGCUUGGAAGCUAUCUGACAGAACGCGGCUUUUACUUUGGUAUUUACGAAGAUGCGGGAAAUGUCACGUGUGGUGGCUACCCUGGCUCAUACAAUUAUGAAGCUAUUGAUGCAGAAACAUUUGCAUCAUGGGGGAUUGACUACUUGAAAGUUGAUGGUUGCAACGUAUCGCCAGGAACGGAAGCUGAGUAUCAUGAGCGUUACUCGACCUGGCAUGAAGUCUUCAACAACAUGUCUUCACCACUUAUUUUUUCUCAGUCCGCACCUGCUUACUUUUCUAAAUGGAUCACCGGAUCAGAUAACUUGACCGAUUGGUAUACAACUAUGGAUUACAUGCCCUACAACGGAGAACUUGCAAGACACUCAUCUGACAUUAUCGUGUAUGCAUUGAAUGCCACUUCAUGGGAUGGCGUCACCAGCCCAUGGGGAAGUAUCAUGCAGAACUACGUUUACGAGAUCCAAUUGGCGCGUUAUCAGGUUCCUGGAUACUAUAAUGACCCGGAUUUCCUAAUUGCGGAUCACCCCGGACUUUCACUGGACGAGAAGAAAUCUCAAUUUGCUCUUUGGGCCUCCUUUUCAGCGCCGUUGAUCAUUAGCGCCUGGAUUCCAGGACUGCAGGAGGAUGUUCUCUCGUACUUAAAGAACUCCGAUCUAAUUGCUAUCGACCAAGAUAAGCUAGCCCAACAGGCGACAUUAGUCAGUCGUGAUGGUGCAUUUGAUGUUUUUUCGAAGAGCUUGGAUAAUAGCGAUCGCCUGGUGACUGUUCUCAACCUGGGUAAUACUACAUCUAGUACGAGUAUCAGCGUACCUCGCAUCGGCCUGGUCGAGGAGUUACUCGGCGUCAAGGUUGAAUACACUGCUAAAGACCUUUGGACAGGCAAAACUAUUAUAUUCCAAAAUAAGCUGGAAAUCAAAGAUCUGGCCUCUCAUGCAACUGCUGUCUAUCGAAUCUCACUCUCGGCCAUUCUCUCCGAACUGGUCAUUCCGACUGGUCUCAUCUUUAAUGACGCUUCGUUCAAUUGUCUCACUGCUGAAAGUUCAAAUGAGAAAAACACACAAAUUGCUUUCAAUACCUGUUCAGGUGCUGACGAGCAGGUCUGGCAGAUUCGACCGCUCGUGGGAACCGUCAGCCCACUUUCCGACACAAGUCUCUGUCUCACAGCGAGGAACAAACAAGCGAAAUUGGAGCGGUGCGCAGUCAUUCCUCUGGAUUUAUACCAGCAAUGGGACUAUUCAGUUCGUGGAUACUUGACGAACAGACUUACUAAGGAAUGUGUAACUGAGUCCACUCAGUCAACACUGUCCACAUGUCAGUAUGAGGAUAAUAGCCAGAUAGCAUUCCAGGUUACUAUAUCUCAUGGUUUCUUUCUUCGGCGGUCACUAUUUAUCUACCAUAUACCUACUAAACCCCUGGACAUUUAUCGUUGA
Molecule: messenger RNA, 1755 nt
Organism: Talaromyces stipitatus ATCC 10500
Lineage: Eukaryota; Fungi; Ascomycota; Eurotiomycetes; Eurotiales; Trichocomaceae
Product: alpha-galactosidase, putative
Exons: 2
Coding region: 1-1755 (584 amino acids)
Biological process (GO): carbohydrate metabolic process
Molecular function (GO): hydrolase activity, hydrolyzing O-glycosyl compounds
Source: RefSeq, a predicted model, not a curated record